Messenger RNA from Penaeus vannamei (Pacific white shrimp), 1128 nucleotides. NCBI's taxonomy places the organism in Eukaryota, Metazoa, Arthropoda, Malacostraca, Decapoda, Penaeidae. The record is from RefSeq and is a predicted model, not a curated record.
UCGUUACCCUAAUGAGAGUGUUGGUGAAGCCGUCUGUCUGAUCGAGUCUGUGUACCUGUAUCUCCGUCUUCAGGAUUGUUUAUUUUGAUAUCUAUCGGCCUAUUAUUCCUUACAGGGAGAAAGUAUAUAUUCUUCGGGACUUCCUUGACGACGCAUCGAGACACUGCUACGCUUUGUGUUUUUGCGAGGAAUCGGACGCGGUGAUCAGCUGGAACAAUGGAAGAAGAGGAGAGUCUCGACUGCCCGGUUUGCUUCGAGCAGUACGACGACAACGCCCGUGUCCCGAAGAUGAUGUCUUGUCUUCACACCGUCUGCGUGAGUUGCAUUCUCGACCUCCUGGGCCUCGAGGGUCAGCAUCGAGGGGCGAGUGAGCCUGAGAUCCCGAGAGGUCGGAAGGUCACGUGUCCUCUCUGUCGGGAGGAGAUUCUGACGGAGAAGAUGCAGACGAAUAGGUAUAUCGUAGCUCAUCUCCGUCACCUCAUCCGCCUGGGAGGUUUGCCCAACGGAGAGACGCAACACAAGACUGCAGCAGGUACAGGGACGGACAGAGUGAAGGCAAUGGGUGUUCCUGUGUUUCCUGUGAAGCAGCAACACCCUCCUCGCUUGGCCCCUGCUCCUCCUCUCCCCCGACGGCCUACGCCUCCUCCUCCUCCAAGGAAUCCACCCCCUUCUCCGCCUCUGAGAACACCUCCUCCUCAGUUAGAGCCUAGGGGUGUUCGCCGAACCUCCGCGCCUCUGCCUCCUUCUACGGCUGGCGAAGGAGAGCGAACACCUCCUGCUGCAGGCAUCGUCGCAAAGCCACCACGACCUUUCCCUUUCGGCGGACCUCAGAAGAGCCCUCCGCCGCCUGCACACCCCUCUCGACCUCUUCUUUCUCCACCUUACCCUUCUCCACCUUCCUCUUGCCCUCCUCCACCAGCCUAUCCUUCUCCAACUUCCUCUUACCCUUCUCCAACCUUCUCCAACGACGACGAGGUCGCCUGGAUCGAAGAAUUCCAAAAGCGAAAACAGCAGGUAGAGCAAGACUUGGCUCUGGCUCUUCAGCUGACUGAGGUUUCACUCCAAGACACUCCCGACUCGUCUUCGCCAGCCACGAAAUCCAGUGUUAUUGUCCCGGUCGGAAGGUAA